Molecule: messenger RNA, 956 nt
Organism: Zophobas morio
Lineage: Eukaryota; Metazoa; Arthropoda; Insecta; Coleoptera; Tenebrionidae
Product: deoxynucleoside kinase-like
Exons: 4
Coding region: 126-821 (231 amino acids)
Biological process (GO): nucleobase-containing compound metabolic process
Cellular component (GO): cytoplasm
Molecular function (GO): deoxynucleoside kinase activity; ATP binding
Source: RefSeq, a predicted model, not a curated record
CCUAGAUGGAGAAAACGCGGGAAACAACACAAACGUAACCGGGUUCGUUGUUGUCUUUAAUCUCAAACAAACAGGGGGUGGCUUAGUUUGCAGUUCGGUUUUAGCACACCUCCUCACCGUAUAACAUGAAUUCUGAACGGUUAAUCGGUUCACCCAUCAAACAUUUAAUCAAACCGCGCCCUUACACAGUAAUUGUUGAGGGAAACAUUGGAAGUGGAAAAACCACGUUUCUUAAUUAUUUUCAGCAGUUCGACGAUGUUAAUGUGCUCGCAGAACCUGUUAAUAAGUGGAGGAAUUGCAAUGGAUACAAUUUAUUGGAAAAAAUGUACAUUGACCCGAAAAAGUGGAGUUUCACUUUUCAGUCGUACGUGCAGUUGACGAUUCUUCAACACCACACUUUAAUGACGAGGCACCCCAUAAAAUUAAUGGAACGGUCGAUAUAUAGCGCAAGGAAUUGUUUCGUGGAACAAAUGGCUAGAACUGGAAGUAUUGACUGUUGUUCUGUCUCUGUGAUGGAUGAGUGGUUCAAAUGGGCCCAAGAAAGCUGCGAUUUGUCAGUGGAUUUAAUAGUGUACCUGAGGACGUCACCGAAAGUCGCACAUGAGCGCACAUUGAAGCGUAAUCGUCGAGAAGAACAAUCAGUGCCUUUGGAGUAUUUCAGAGACAUACACAACCUGCACGAAGACUGGCUCAUUCAUAACAAAUUCAACUGUCCGGCACCCGUUUUGGUAAUUGAUGCAGAUCUAGACCAGUCUGUCAUUCAAAAAGAGUAUUUAAAGUGCAAAGCGCAAAUAUUUACGAGUAAAUCAUUGAAAGUUUAGUGUAAGCACUUUAAGUUAACCUUUAAGGUUUAAAAAUUAUUUUCUUAUUGCAACUGUGUAUUUUAUGUAGGAUCGUUUUAAAUUUCAUUUGUGUAGUUUUCAAUUUUAAUUAAAUAAAUAUCAUCUAAGUUUUAA